Vombatus ursinus (common wombat) is the source of this 11335-nucleotide messenger RNA. RefSeq names its product SZT2, KICSTOR complex subunit (gene SZT2). The record is from RefSeq and is a predicted model, not a curated record. Lineage: Eukaryota; Metazoa; Chordata; Mammalia; Diprotodontia; Vombatidae. The transcript has 72 exons. Bases 17 to 10252 code for a protein of 3411 amino acids. Gene Ontology annotation, cellular component: peroxisome.
CCGGAAUCUGACAGCCAUGGCGGCGGAGCCGGCCGAGGUGGAGGAGGCCGCGCAGGUUUUCCUGCUCAUGCGCAAGGGCCACCGCAUCUCCCGCAACGUGCGCCUGGCCUGGUUUCUGAACCACCUCCGCCAGCCGGUCCGGGCGGCUUCCCCGGAGGAGCUGCUGCGCUCCGAGCCCGAGCUGGCCGUGCUCAGCGUCCUGCCGCCGGGCUGGCAGCCGGACGAGCCGCUGGGGCCGCCGGGCCGGGCCCUGCUGCUGGUGCCGUCCACGCGCGUUACUUUCCUGGCGUGGCGCUACCGCUUCGUCAUCGAGCUGGACCUGAGCCCGUCCACGGGCAUCGUGGAUGACUCCACAGGAGAGAUUCUCUUUGAUGAGGUGUUCAGGGCCCUUUCCCGAUGCCUGGAGGGGCUGCUCCGACCCUUCCGAGUCCCGGGCUCCUCCAUCACCUUCCAGCCAGAGAUCUAUGUGACCAUUCAAGCCUAUUCUUCCAUCAUUGGCCUGCAGUCCCACCAGGUGUUGGUUCAGGGCUAUCUCUUGGAACCUUCUCGGCGAGAGGCCUUCCUGCAGCAGGUUUAUGCCCAGCUCUGUGUCUUUGAGAACAAGGUGGCUGCCACACUACAGCAGCAGUAUGAGCCCCGGAGCCAGGUGGACACAUCCCAUUUGAGCCAGGACCGGCCCUCUGGCUCAGCAGGGGUCUCCAUGGUGACGGCUGACAUUGGCCUCGUCAGUAUGAUCCGCCAAGGCAUUCUGGCUCUGCAGCUUUUGCCAUCUAACUCCAGUGCUGGUAUCAUUGUGAUCACUGAUGGCGUGACCAGCGUCCCUGAUGUCGCAGUCUGUGAGACGCUGCUCAAUCAGCUACGAAGCGGCACUGUGGCGUGCUCCUUUGUGCAGGUGGGGGGCGUGUACUCCUAUGACUGUAGCUUUGGUCACGUGCCUAACGUUGAGCUGAUGAAGUUCAUGGCCAUGGCAACCUUUGGUUCCUACCUCUCCACGUGUCCUGAACCUGAGCCCGGCAACCUCGGACUGACUGUCUACCACCGGGCAUUUCUGCUCUAUUCUUUCCUGCACAGUGGAGAGGCCCUGAAUCCUGAGUAUUACUGUGGCUCCCAACACCGACUAUUUAAUGAACAUCUGGUGUCAGCGAGCAGCAACCCUGCCCUGGCACUGCGGCGGAAGAAACACGCGGAGAAGGAGGUGCCCGCGGACCUGGUCAGCACUGUUUCUGUGCGACUGAGGGAGGGCUACAGUGUCCGUGAGGUCACCCUGGCCAAAGGGGGCUCCCACUUGGAAGUGAAGCUGGUGCUGCUGUGGAAGCACAACAUGAGGAUUGAGUAUGUAGCCCUGGCCCCCUGGCCCCUGGAGUGUGCAGGUCCUCGGGGCACGUGGGUGGAGGUGACCAUGGAGGGAGGCUAUGACAUCCUGCACGAUGUGUCCUGUGCCCUGCGGCAGCCCAUCCGCUCCCUCUACCGUACCCACGUCAUCCGCCGCUUCUGGAACACGCUACAGAGCAUUAACCAGACAGACCAGAUGCUGGCGCACCUGCAGGCUUUCUCCUCUGUCCCAGAGCAUUUCACACUUCCUGACAGCACCAAGAGUGGAGUUCCUCUCUUCUAUAUCCCACCUGGCUCCACCACCCCGGUGCUCUCCCUUCAGCACAGUGGCUCUGACUCCUCUCACUCUCAGUUUGCUGCCUACUGGAAGCCAGUCCUCUCCAUGGAUGCCAACUCCUGGCAGCGCUGGCUGCACAUGCACCGGCUGGUGCUGGUCCUUGAGCACGACACGCCAGUCCCCAAACACCUGCACACACCGGGGAGUAAUGGCCGCUACAGCACCAUCCAGUGCCGAAUUUCACACUCAGCAUUGACUUCUCUUCUCCGGGACUGGAGUAGUUUCGUGCUCGUGGAGGGUUACUCGUAUGUCAAGCUGCUGCACAGUGCCCCAGACCUGCCCCCUUCCUCCUUCUACAUGGUCCGAAUUAUCUCCAAAGCUCCGUGCAUGGUGCUCAGACUUGGUUUCCCCAUUGGCACACCAGCCCAAUUACGCAACAAGAUUGUGGAUGAGCUGCGGGAGGAGAUCUUGAAGCUGCGCUUCCCCCACCGGGUGCAGAGCAAGGAGGCCACCCCCAAGGUGAAGCGGAAAGGGCUGGGGGCAGGUAGCUCCCCCUCCAAGUCUCCUCCACUCCUUGUGCCUCAACCCACCCUGUCUGAUCGGCCCUGCUUGAUCGUCCUGCAGAAGCCCCUGGACAAGCUGCUGAUCAGGUAUGAGAAGCUGCCCCUGGAUUACCGCGCACCCUUCAUGCUGACCCUGGAGCCUCCAGGACCGUUGCCUCUGGUAUCUGGCCGCUCAGCCUCCUCCAGCCUGGCCUCCCUGUCACGCUACCUCUACCAUCAGCGAUGGGUCUGGACUGUCCAACCUGCCCUGGCCCCUGUUCUGCCUCUUAGUGCUGUUGCUCAGCUGCUUUCCACGCUUACCGAAGUCCGUUUGGCUGAAGGUUUCCAUUUUGCCUCCAGUGGGGACGGGAUCAUCACGAUGGUCCUGGAGCUUCCAAUCCAGAGCGAAUCUCCUGGAGUGGCAGGAGGAAACGAGAUCCCCACGUGCAUUGUCCAGUAUCUCCUCUUUCCUCCUCAUUCCACCUCCACCAAGGACAGCUUUUCUACAGAUGAUGACAAUGAUGCCGAAGUGGAGGGCCUGGAGGGGGAUUCCGAGCUGAACCUGGUCACUGAGGCCUGGGUGGAGCCCCAGUGUGGGCGCGUGGGCGCUGGCCCCGAGGGCUGCAGGCAUCUUCGCGGCCUGACCUACCCUGAGAUUCCCCGUGCGCUCUUUCCCAGGGACGCCGCCUGCGUCGGCUCCAUGCUCAGCUUCGAAUACCUGAGCCAUCUCUGCCAGAGCAAAGAGUGGAGUCCCCCGCCUCCUGAGCCCAGGGCUCCUGAUGGACGUGACAUGGCCGGGGGCCUCUGUGUCCAUGAGAUCCCGUUUCGUUUUGAUCUGAUGCAGCUGCUGCUGCGGUGCCAGAGGAUGCAGACAUCCUUUGUCCUGCUCACCAAAGAAGCUGAAGGCCCCAGUCCCGAGGCCCACUGUCCUGCCAAUGAGACGCUGCUGGGCCUGCUGCACCGCUGCUUGGGGCAGGAGCUGAGUGACCGUGAGCUCCCUCUUUCUGCUGCUGAACAAAAGACCUUUCUGAGCCAGGUGCUACAGUGGGGAGCCCUGGGUCCAGAGGUGCAUCCCUCGGGCGGCUCUGGGAGCCUGGAGCUUCAAGGCCGCGUGGGCAGCUCUCAGGAUCCUCCCGCGGACACCUCACCGCCUCAGUGGCGCUGCUAUGGCCGGCUCGUGACACCGCAGCACGUGCUGCUCACCUUCCUCCCAAGCACCCUCACAGAUGUCCAACGACUAGUUGCUUGUGGUCUUGGCCGGCCCCUUCAGGAAGAGACAAGACCUGCAUUGGGAGAGUGGAAUGCCAUCUCUAACCCUGAGGAUUUGGGAGGAGUGGGUCAGAAGACUACCAAGGCCCUGAUCCCUGCCCUCAGCGUGACCCCUGCCAGCAGCAAAACCCAGGAUCAGGGGGAGCUCUCUGUGCCUCCUGGAAAGGACCCACAGGCCUGGCCUGGGCGUCAGGCCUCCCAAACCGAAGGUGGGGAAGGGCCACGUUCCCGCUGCCCAGUCUUUGUCUACAGCUGUUCGCUGGAUGCACUGAGAGAGCAGGUGGUCAGCACGCAGCCCUGCAGGGCUCCCCAAGACCUCACCCUCAUGUCUAAGUUCCUUGAGCACCCCUCCUCUACGUCCACCUGGCUGGACCCCAAGUUUAAGGAAGUGGCUGAUCACUGUGCGCUCCUGCAGGAGCAUGCCCAGCGUUGCUACGUCCGAGGCCUGUUCCGCAGCCUCCAGCAGGCCCAGGCCGUGAGCUCCCAGGACCUUCUGGUAGCUGUGGAUGCCUGUGAGGAGCUGCUUCAGGAGGUCGACAUCACGCCGUUCCUGCUGGCACUUUGUGGCCAUGCUCAUGGGCUGCCUCAGGCACCCGGGAGCUGCAGCCUCGAGGACGGCUCUGAGCCCCGUGACAGGGCAGUUCUGGCCUCGGAGUCGAGCGCAGAGGCAGAGGAUCCCAACGAGCCCGAAGCCCAGCGCAUGCAAGGCCCUGGAGCUCUGGGGCCUGAGCUCCUGCUUUCCGAGGUGUGCCAGCUCUCUGGUGGGGCCCACAGCCAGCUGCACAGCAUUAUUCAGGAGAAGUUCUUGGAAAUCAGUCGCCUGCACUUCCGAGCUGUGCCCUCCAACCCCCACUAUUUUUUCUACUGCCCCUCCUCCAGCAAGCGCGAGCAGGAUGAGAGCGCUCGGGAUGCCCUGGACAGGAAAGUCAGUGACCUGGAGCUGUCAGAGGCUGAGCUGAUAGGUGAUGAAGGAGAAGUGUCCGGGGGCUGCAUCGCCACAGAGAGUGACCCCGAGCUAGAGGUGGAAUACCGAGACAGCCGGGAGCCUGAGCUGGAGCCUCCAGACUCCACGUCGCUGUCCCCAGAUGAGGACUCCUUUAGCGUCCUGGGGGAUGAUGCUGCCUUUGGCCCUGAGGGCACCGCCCACGAUCUGCCCCCUCUCUUCCUGCACCUGACGUGCUCCGUGCGCCUCCGAGGACAGCAUGACUCCAUGCCUGUGCAUACACUGCCCACUUGCUUGGGUCAGGUCUUGACUUCUCUGGAGAGUCUGCCCCUGGGGAGUCGCCUGGCUUUACAGGACCUUAGCGUUACCCUGGAUGUCUACAUUCUCACCCUGCCCCUGGAAGUGGAGCUACCUCCAGCCUCAGAUCCCCAGCACCACAGGUCUGUCUCUGAGAGCAGCACCUCUUUCCCUCGGUCUCCUGGGCGACCUUCUUCCCUGCGCUCCGACGACAGCCUGGGGCCCCCACUACCCCCACCAGAGAUAGAGAGGCAGCCCGGGCUGUCCAGCCUCCCCUUGCCCCACAGGCAGGCGAUUGAGACCACCAUGAGUGAGAUUCGCUGGCUGCUCGAGGAUGAGAUGGUGGGGGCCCUGCGUCGGGGCAGUGCCCCCAGCGGCUCCUCCCUCCAAAGAGUAGCAGCCCACAUACACGCCUCCCCUGGACGCUCGACCUGCCUUCGGCAGACACUGCCUCUCAGCUUUGUCUUUGGGCCAGAACGCUCCCUAGCUCGAUUUAAAGAGGAGUUCUGCCGACUUCAUCUCCCAGGCCACUCCCUGUGCCAGGACCCCGACAGUGGUUGCUUCUUUGUGUCUGUCAGCCCCAGCCCCUGUGAGGAGCCCCCUACCUCCUGGGCCUGGCUCAGUCGUGAGGACCAAGCAGCACGCUCCAGCCCUGCAGAGGCUCUGCCAACCAGUCCCCAGGUCCCUGAGUCCCCUGAUGACAUCGAGGGCUCCACGCUGAGUGCAUUGUCCAGUGGGACACCACUAGGGUCUCAUGGAGCCUGUGAUAAGGAAGGGAGCCAUCCCAGGCCCAGCCGAGGGCAGAGUGUCGUGUCCAGCCAGGGCAGCAUGGACUCUGACCAGCUAGGCUAUGACGGAGGCAGCAGUAGUGGCUCAGAAAACGAGGGACCAACAGUGACCCCAGGGGACAACGCUGUCCCCACAUUGGAGGAACCUUCAGGCUUCACGCUGUCCCCAGGGCCAGUCCCCCCCCGGCAGCCCCUAGCCACCCUUGCAGCACCGCGGCUGCCCGACUUCUGGCUCCUUGUGCGUGUGAUGCAGGAUCGAGUGGAGCUUUAUGCCCAUGCACGGAGCCUCAGUCGGGAUGAGAGUGGACCAGGCGCUGAGUGCCGGCAACUGCAGCAGCUUUUGGCAAAGAAGGUCGGAGAGAUCUGCCGAGAGGUCAACCAGCGGCUGCUUCUUCAAGACCUCCAUGACAGCCAUGUCUGUAACUCCCUGCUUGUGGCUGAGAGUGAGGAAGAUCUGUGGCGGAGUGAGACCCCCUUUCAUCCCCGCCAGCGGACCCUGCUGCCCAGUGAUGAUUAUGCAGCUGAUGAGAAUUGUACCCCCCGCGGCUACCUGGCAGCCACAAUGCAGUUUGUGCCCGGCCACUUCUCCUGCAAUGUUGUUUGGGGAACUGUGAUCCGUGUGCAUUCCCGACUCAAGAUGGGGCCCAGCAUGGGAGUGUCCCGGGCCAUCCAGGCACUUCGUUCUGUGCUCAAUGCCUUCUCGGUGGUGAACAGGAAAAACAUGUUUGUGUACCAGGAGCAAGCUACUCGAGCCGUCUACUACCUGCGGCUUCUGGAGACAUCAUGCAGUGAGAAGCUCCUAGAUGGGGAUGCUCUGCCCCCCUCCCUGGCUCUCUCCAGGAGCCAGGAACCCAUCUGUCCUGAGGAGGCCUCGGGCCCUCGAUCCCCAUUGGAAGUGGCCUCCAGCCGGAGCUCUGAGACAGCCCGCCCUGUGGGCCAGGUUGACCGACACAUUCAACUCCUAGUGCAUGGUGUGGGACAGGCAGGCCCUGAGAUCACAGAGGAGCUGGUCCGCGCCCUGCGGCGGCGCCUGGAUGAAGCCACAUUGGAUAUCAUCACCGUCAUGCUCGUGCGCAACUGCAAACUCACGCCUGCUGACGUCGAGUUCAUCCAGCCCCCGGGAAGCCCUCCCUCAGAGGUACUACACCUGGUGCUGCCGCCCGCCUGUCGGCCGUGGCUCCCAGCCCUGGCCUGGUACCUGCGGCAGAACCUGCUUAUCUUCCUGCACUCGCCAAAGUAUACAGACAGCAACAGUCGCCACCACUUCCAGCACCCUUUUCAUCCUCCUAGUGGCCUUCCUGACUCUGAUAUUUAUCUCUACAACAAGCCUGGUGGCCAAGGCACUGGGGGAAAAGGGGUUGCCUGCAUUGCACUGUCCUUCAUGGAUGAGGGGGGAGCCCCCAUCUCACUGGGGCUCUGGCCCCCUGCUUCCCCGGGCCCGUUGGACCUGCUGCAGGAGACUGAGUUUGAGAGUCUUACCAGGGUCACCUGCUGCCCGACCCCACCCAACAGUGCUGCCGCAGGUCAGGGCCAGGACCUGCAGCUGCGGCUGGAUAUAUGGGAGAAGGGGAACAUCAGUCGCCUACAGCUGGAAGAGAAAUUGCGUGGAGCUGCCCGACACGCGCUGGCUGAUGCUGUUAUGGAGCUCCGGCUGCUGCCAGCCUCCCUGUGUGUAGAAGAGACCCUGCCAGGGAGCCCAUGGAGUGUUUCACUGGAGGCCAAGAGUCCAGGGGACCCAGCCAGCACCUCCCCUCUCCCCUUCCCACCAACCCCAAGCCCAGGAGAGCCCGUCACUCCCCCAAGCAAAAUGGGCCGGCGCAGCUUCUGGGAUAUGCUGAGUAAAGCUGAAUGUGGGGACCUUGGUUCCCCAAAGACAACAGAUGACAUUGUACUGGAAAGGUCAGAAGAGACCCGGGGACGGAGGCGUCACAAGACCGAGAGUGUCCGGCCCCCAGGGGGCCCAGAGCGGACACCAGCCACAGAGCUGAGUGCCCAGGGUCACAGGCGCAGGGCUGCACAGCUGGAAGAAGGGGAGGUCGGUGUCCUCCAUCCAGGUUUUGCACGAGUGGGUCAGCGCUGGAUGGAGUUCAUGGUCCAGAUCGGUUGUCCCUCUGUCUCUGGAAGCUCUACCCACAUGGUUUCCCGGUUCCUUCUUCCCUCUGUUCUUACUGAGACCAUUUCACUUGUGGCCUCAUUGGCGGGAGACACCAGUGUCCGCAUGUUUGAGCAGCAGCCGGGUCCAGACUCUGUAAUCUUCACCCCUUGCUCCACUGCCCAGCUGCACCCCCCACCCCGCCCUGGAGCUGAGCGCCAUCUGUUGCUUUUGGGACGGAACUUCUCCCAGUGGCGGAGACCGACCCAACAGGCUCCCAAGGCCAUGCAGCGCUUUGAGCCAGGAGUGGAAGGCUCUGGUCGGGAUGCCCCCCGACAGCGGCUCCUCCUCCUCCGGGUUAUGGACACCAAGCUGCAGCUGCUGACCUAUAACUGGGCCCCAGACCUCGGCGGGGCCCUCAGCCGUGCCCUGGGCCGCCUCUUACAGUGGCAGAAUGCUCGGGCCCACCUCGUCCACUGCCUUCUCAGCCAGAAGCUUGGUCUUUUCCACCACUACGGUCACCUAGACUGCCCUGGGCAUGAUGACAAGGAACCAAAUCCGUUCCUGACCCCAUCUCUGGAGGCUGAGACCCUCAUCCGGAGCCCCGGCCCCCCACCAAGCCGGGAACAGGGACGACUGAGUGGUUCCUCCCGGGGGGGGGCAGGCCUGGCCCCUGAAACGAUGCCCUUUGAUGAGGCCUUGAGGGAUAUUGCUGCUGCCCGGCCCGGCCCAGCCCCCCGUCCCCCUGACCCCGUCACUUACCACGGACAGCAGUUCCUGGAGAUCAAGACUGCAGAACGAAGAGAGCUGGAGCGUCAAAUGAAGAUGGAGAAUCUCUUUGUGACCUGGCAGCAGAGGUCUGCCCAGUCCAACAUGCCCAUCAGUGCUGGGGAGCUGGAGACCCUGAAGCAGUCCUCGCGCCUGGUCCACUACUGUGCUACUGCCCUGCUCUUUGACCCAGCCUCCUGGCAACACGGACCCCCUGAGCCCACAGCACCCACUGAGGGAAAGCGCCGCCAUCGCUCUAAUGAGUCAGGGGGUGGAGGCCGGGAGCCCACUCAGAGCUGUGAGGCUGGGGAGCUGCCCAUCCCUGGGGCCCGAGAGGAACCGUGGCUCUGGGAGCUGAGCUCGACCUUCCUGCUGCAGUACGUCCAGUACCUCCAGAGCACAGGCUUCAUUCUGGUGCAGCUGCGGCCCCCCUCGCCCACUCGCAGCACCAGCCGGCUCCGGGCCAUGGCCAUUCUAGGCACCGAGGGUCGAGGUUCUUUCUCCUGCCCCAAGACCAAGACAGAUGGGAGCCCAAAGAGUGCCAGCUCCCCCAUCACCACCUACUAUCUGCAGCGGGCUCUGCCUGGAGGCAUUGUACUCAUGGAACUGGCUUUCCAGGGCUGUUACUUCUGUGUGAAGCAGUAUGCAUUGGAGUGUUCCCGCAUCCCCAUGGGGCAGGCUGUCAAUUCCCAGCUCUCCAUGCUGUUCACCGAAGAGUGUGACAAGGUUCGGGACCUGAUGCAUGUGCAUUCCUUUAGCUAUGACUUCCACCUGCGGCUGGCGCACCAGCACGUGCUGGGCUCCCACCUGGCCUUGCGCCAGGGCUACCACCUCACCAGCUUCCUGCGCUGCUUCCUCACUCACCACCCCGAUGGCCCCAACUUUGGCCGCAACCACAUCUACCAGGGGACCAUGGAGCUCCCCACCCAGCUCAUCGCCGCACACCAGCUCUACAAUUACGUGGCCGACCACGCCAGCACCUACCACCUGAAGCCGCUGCGCAUGGCCCGCCCUGGCGGGGGCCCGGAACACAAUGAAUACGCCCUGGUGUCUGUGUGGAACAGUCCGGGCGUCUACCAAGACUCGGAGGGCCUUCGCCACCAGGACGACUUUGAUGUGUCCCUGCUGGUAUGUCACUGCGCUGCACCCUUCGAGGAGCAGGGGGAGGCAGAGAGACACGUGCUCCGCCUGCAGUUCUUCGUGGUGCUCACCAGCCAGCGGGAGCUCUUCCCCCGACUCACAGCUGACAUGCGCCGCUUCCGGAAGUCCCCUCGCCUCGCCCCUGAACCGGAAGGUCCCAGUGGGUCAAGAGGGGGCCCUGGCGAGGUGGGGGGAGGCCUGCAAGGGUCUGACCUCACCCCUGAGCCAGGCUCAGCAGCCCCCCUGUUCCCGCCUCUUGCCGCUGAGGUGGGCAUGGCACGGGCGCUGUUGGCACAGCUGGUGCAGCAGGCGGGCAGUCACUGUCGCCGAGACACGCUCUGGAAGCGCCUCUUCCUGCUGGAGCCCCCUGGGGCUGACCGGCUGCGGCUGGGCGGGCGACUGGCCCUGGCAGAGCUGGAGGAACUGCUGGGAGCCGUGCACGCCAAGUCCAUUGGGGACAUUGACCCCCAGCUGGACUGCUUCCUGUCCAUGACGGUCUCCUGGUACCAGAGCCUCGUCAAAGUUCUCCUGAGCCGCUUCCCUCAGAGCUGCCGCCACUUCCAGAGCCCGGAUUCAGGGACUCAGUACUUGGUGGUGCUAAACCAGAAGUUCACGGACUGCUUUGUGUUGGUGUUUCUUGAUUCUCACUCAGGAAAGACGUCGCUCACGGUGGUUUUCCGAGAGCCAUUCCCUGUACAGCCCCAGAACAGUGAGAGCCCUCCUGCCCAGCUGGUCUCCACCUACCACCACCUGGAGUCUGUCAUCAACACAGCCUGCUUCACCCUGUGGACUCGCCUUCUCUGAGGAAGGGGCUGUGCUCCCCAGACCUGCUGACCACCAGGAGUCCUCCCCAGAGCUGCCCCCAUCCCUGACGACCACUGGGGGGGACGACCCUCCCCCCAGGGUCCCAGAACUCCUGACCACCUGGACUGAGGGGUCCCUAUCCUGGUGACUACCACGGGCCAACCCCUGUCGGGGUCAGGCCUAGCAACGAAGGGGUGGUGCUCUGCUGGCCUCCAGGCUUCCACUUCUCAGGCAGGGGCUGGACCUCUUGAGCCCUGCACAUGCCCACCCUGGCAGGAGAGGACUGGGCCCGCCGGCCACCAUGUAAUGCCCCUCCCUGACUCUUGGCUGGGCACUGUGGGAGAUAGAAAAGAGAAGAAAGAUUGACCAGAGCCCUGACAAUAAAGGGCGUAUCCUGCUGCUGUCCUCGUGGGGACCUGGGCCCCUUAGCCUUGGAGCUGCUCACGCUGAGGUCUCAGCGCUGGCUUGUCCCUUCUCCCUGCAGGCCCUCAGUGCUUUCUGGCCUCAGGGAAGUUUCCUGUGUUCAUUGGAUGGAAAGCCCCCAUGUGUACUUGGGGACAGCCAGUGAUUGUGGUAGCCCUGGCUAAGCCACUGUCUCUCAAGCUCAGUUUCUCCGUUAGUAAGAUGGAGAUCCACCUCAUGGGGCUCCUGUGGGGAAAAGUGGGAACUUUGGGGGAUCAUGGCAAAGUUUCUCUGGUGCUCCCUGAUUCCCAAGUGGACCCCAGGGCCAGGCUGCAGAAUUCUCCAAGGCCUUACCUGCCUAGGCAGGGCAGGCAUCUGAGGCCCAUGGGGAGGGGUGGCCCUGCCGCCACCCCCGAGGCCAUCCUGGGAUUGGAGAGGCAGGCAGUAGUGAUUGCCUGCUGUAUGCAGUGGCUUGUCCUUGGGGGCCCAGGCAGGGUGUACCUGAGGCCUGACCAGGAAGGACAUGAGCCGUCUCCAGCCUCCCUGCUACACUGCACGCUCACCUGUCAUCCUUCCCUGCCCCCUCUGCUCUCACUCUCCUCUCUGCCUUCUUUGUCUUAUUUCUGCCUGGAAAAGUUCGAUUCCGGGACACUCCCAAUAAAAUACUGUGACCAAGGGUAA